GUUGUACCAGUUGUUUACCAUCACAUCAGCCAUCCUGGCCCCCCGCCACCAUUUGCCUUUUGAUUGCAGGUAGUUUGUCCUUCGUCUUAAACAUGAAUGGCAGUGCUGCCCUGGUCCUGGCUGUGAUACCUCCUGUCAUCUACCUGGGUCUUUGCUUCAAACUCAAGGCAGAUACUCAGAUCACAAUUGCAGCAAUCUUGAGUGUCAUAUAUGCAUUCCUCAUGUUGGUGGUGUCGAUGUCCAUUAUUGGCUCAAUGGUGAAGGACAGAACCAUCCUGACGCCCAGCAGCAUUUUUGUCCUCUCUAUGGCCAUGAUUUACACCAUCACUGCCAUAAUGCAUCCUCAGGAAAUCCAGCUAGUGUUCCACGGCUUUCUCUACAUCCUCUGUAUCCCCAGCGCCUACCUCCUUCUCACCAUCUACUCCAUGGUUAACAUGAACAACGUGUCCUGGGGCACUCGAGAGUCGAAACCUGCUGCCGGAGCUUCCAAGCCUAAAGCCAACAUAACACAACAAACAGCCCAAAAAGCCAAAAGCACCUUCCGCCGGUUGUUUUCAUGCCUCAAAUGUUGCAAGAAAUCCAGCCAGAGAUCUGGAGAAGAGCAGGUCAUUGUCAGCCAGGAAAACCUGAUCCAACAGUCUGAACCCCAGCCACAAAACACUAUUGUGGAGGACAUAAGGAUCCAAGAGGAAGAACAGAAUCAAGUGCAGCCUGUUUUCAACUCUCCUGUCCAAUGUUGGAUCACACAACUACAAAAUGCGUCCACUGACAUGAAACUGCAGGAGGACUCACUUGACAAGGAGGAGGAGAACUUCUGGAGAGAACUUCAGGACAAGUAUCUACAACCUCUGUCAGAUGACAAAGAAAAACAGAAAAAGAUUACCAGUGACCUGAGAGACCUGAGAAACAAGAUAAACUUCGCUUUCUUCAUCAUGAAUGCCCUGUGGCUGGUGGCGACAUUUACCCUCCAGCUUUCCGAGGCCUCCAUCUCCAUCAAGCUCCCCAAGGUCAACCUCGAACUUGAGUACACCGGAGAAGACGUACAAAUUGAUCCCAUUGGCUUCAUGUUCAUUCUGGGAUUUGCUAUAUCAGUUUUGAUCCAGUUUGUUGCCAUGCUGUACCACAGAAUCUACACUUUGAUACAUUAUGUAGCUUUUCUGGAAACAGAGCCGAAAGAGCAGAAAUCUGAAAAAGAACAAUUAAACGUCACUUCACACAAAAAGAUCCGCUCUGUGUCUCAAGCCAGCACCACUUCCACCCUCCAGGUUGAGUCUGACCCUGAGGACAGUGAUGAUGAGUUUAGCCUUUCCACGACAUUGUACCACAGAAGCAAUAAUGGAGGGACUAUGGUGUAAACACAGACCGUCCACAACCAACACUUUUUAGCACUUUGAAACAUACUGUAUGUGUUAUUUGAAGAAAACAAAUUUUUAUUAUGUGGAUUAUUUAUGUUAUGUUUACAUUAAGUUCAGUGCAAUUUAUUUAUAAGAAUCUUGCUUUGAAGGAACUCAGGGACAGAAAAACACAACCUCUAAAAACUGUUGUUGUGUUCAAAUGAGGGUAAUAUCAGGUCAGUAACUUUAACAAUGUUAAGGCUAUUAAUGAAGGAUCUUAAGUUAAACUGUAAAUCUUAGUUUUCUUUGACUUUCCUUCUUCUGUGUUUACUGUAAUGUCACAACUGUAAUGUGAAGAUGGAUAAAUGAAGUUUAAAAGCAUCUACUGUCACAGAGAAAACUCAUGAAGUUCUUUUAAUGGUGAAGAAAUCCAGCCGGAGGUUUGGUGAAUCAUUAACUGAAUCCUAAAGAUCAGGGAAGUCUUAAAUCUGGGAUUUUUUAAGAUAAAUGUCAAACAGGUUAGUUGAUAAGCUGUUUUUAGAGAAUGAAAUACUGCACCGCACUGAUCAGGACAGCACACACCGUAUUAUAGUUUUUGCUGUGACUGCUGGACGUCUUUAUCAAGUGUAUUUAUAUGCACAUGCACAAGGUGACCCUUUUUUAACCUUUUUUCUGGAAUUGUAUCUUUAAAUCACAAGAUAUUAGAAGAAAAGUUGUACAUUCUUUGUAUUACUCUUAUAAUCAAUUGCUUGUAAUAAUAAAAAAUAAAAAUAAAAUAAAAAAUUCUA
This is a messenger RNA of Dicentrarchus labrax (European seabass), 2122 nucleotides long. Its product is annotated as chitin synthase chs-1-like. NCBI's taxonomy places the organism in Eukaryota, Metazoa, Chordata, Actinopteri, Moronidae. The transcript is spliced from 10 exons. The record is from RefSeq and is a predicted model, not a curated record. Gene Ontology annotation, cellular component: cell septum; cell periphery. Bases 93 to 1355 code for a protein of 420 amino acids. Gene Ontology annotation, molecular function: chitin synthase activity.